AUGGAUUUUAUUAGUGGGGCAACAAAUCCUCGUUUCCAACCAUUUAACUCCUCAAUCGAGCACCCAAAAAUUGCAGAGAAAAUCCAGCUUAAAGAUGAGUUUAGGAUCAUGACGCUUCCAAACGGUGUAGAAAUCAAGUUCGAGGAAAUUAUCGGCCUCGCUGGAGAUUUGUGUGGAUCGCCUGAAAACCCAAUUAUCGAUCCUUUUAAAGAAGAGGAAGACUUUAACCGUAAACAGCGGUUUCGAGAUGCCUACGUCACACAAGCACGGGCACCAAAGGAUGAAUUACAGAAAGAGCUGGACAGGCUGUUGGCAUUCUUCAAGAAAGAAAGAGUCCUUGAUUCAGAGACAUCCGACGAAAUCACAGGUGGCAUCUGGCCCCUCGGAUUCCAAUAA
This is a messenger RNA of Porites evermanni, 396 nucleotides long. NCBI's taxonomy places the organism in Eukaryota, Metazoa, Cnidaria, Anthozoa, Scleractinia, Poritidae. The record is from the annotation of a GenBank genome assembly.